AGUGGGGAAGGAGGACUGAAGACAGGUCUCCCCACACAGCUCCAGGAGCCACAGUCGCAGCCUUGUCCCUCUGUCUGGAACCUGCUCCCGCCUCAGGCCCAGCUGACAGUGAGGGGUGGGUAGGUGAGCUGCGCAAUGGGUUCUGAGCUGGAGACGGCGAUGGAGACUCUCAUCAAUGUGUUCCAUGCCCACUCGGGCAAGGAGGGGGACAAGUACAAGCUGAACAAGAAGGAGCUGAAAGAGCUGCUGCAGACCGAACUCUCUGGCUUCCUGGACGCCCAGAAGGAUGCGGAUGCUGUGGAAAAGGUGAUGAAGGAGCUGGAUGAGAAUGGAGAUGGGGAGGUGGACUUCCAGGAGUACGUGGUGCUGGUGGCUGCCCUCACGGUGGCCUGUAACAACUUCUUCUGGGAGAACAGUUGAGCAGACAGCCCCAGUGGGCCGCGCCCUUCCCCUCUGCCCUGCCGUACCUGCCCCUACACCCUGCUUUCCUUCCUCCCCACCUGCCCCUCCCCAUAGUCCCACCUUUGCCCACCAUCCAACAAGGGCGCAAGAGUAGUGGGCCAGACCUACAACUCGUCUUUCAUUAAAGGCUUCUCUCUCAACA
This is a messenger RNA of Myotis myotis, 604 nucleotides long. It is a transcript of the gene S100A1, whose product is annotated as S100 calcium binding protein A1. Gene Ontology annotation, molecular function: S100 protein binding; calcium ion binding. The record is from RefSeq and is a predicted model, not a curated record. Lineage: Eukaryota; Metazoa; Chordata; Mammalia; Chiroptera; Vespertilionidae. The transcript has 3 exons. The coding region runs from base 136 to 420 and encodes 94 amino acids. Gene Ontology annotation, cellular component: sarcoplasmic reticulum. Gene Ontology annotation, biological process: regulation of heart contraction.